AUUUGAUGAAUGAAACGUUUGAAACAUGUCUAUCAAAAGUGACAAAUUACUCCAUUCGACAUGUCAGAUAAUACUACCAGUGACCUUUUUACAAUCCUAAUCCUAAUUUUAUCUAUUCCGAUUAUCAAUUCUAAUAAAACAGAAUUCUGUAGUAAACCUAGGACACUUUUAGGCCCGAAAGGUACAAUAGAGACCAAUGAAGAAACCGUAUUCUACGAAAAUUGUUCGUGGACCAUCAGUACACCCCACAAUAGCGUAAUUUACAUAAAUUUGAUAUACAUCAUGCAAGAAAAUAAUGAAUUCCUGAAUACAUAUGACAACCAGACUAACUGCUUCUCUAUAAAAAGCCCCAAUAACGAGACAACGUAUAUGAACCUCUGCAGUAACAACUAUACCGAUGUUAACACCGUUUCAAUACCAACCAACGAAGUAAAAAUCGAUCUUGAGCUAGCAUUCAUGUCUAUUUUCAUGAUGACCUACAGAAGCUAUAUCGUAAACACCCAGUACAGCAAAUUGAAGUGUUCGAAAUCACGUCUGGUUCCAAGAAGACCUGAAGAUGUCUGCAUCAAUGGAAUGUUGUUUCAUAAUUUGUCUUGUGGUGUUGGUUCUGUUUCAUGUGGGCACGUUUGUUAUAACCUGGAGGAACAACAAUGUGACGACAUUCUGAAUUGUCCUAAUGGUCAAGAUGAAAUAGGUUGCUAUCCAAAAACAUGUCCCAACGAAGUUUUAUGCCAGAAAAACUCCAAAUGUAUUGAAACAAAUAAAAUCUGUGAUGAAAAGAACGAUUGUGGAGAUUAUUUUGAUGAAUCAAACUGUCCCAAUCAUUACUGCACACAACAAAACUGUUAUACAAGAGACGAAACCAAAGAUGUAUCCUACGGUGACCACAAGGCAUUCAUAACAACGCUUGUUAUACUGGUUUUGUUGAUAAUAUUUUUCACGUUGCUAUCGAAGUGUUUAUUAUCAAGAGAUCACAUAAGGAAUGUUUUAAACAAUCCCUUGGAGAUACCUUUACCACCAUUCACAGGACCCGAUGAAGAUCUACCCAUAGAAGACGAUUCUUACGAAGAAUCCGACUUUAAACCUGGCGGUGAAGUAUUCGAAAGGUUUUACCACAAUCUGGAUAAAAUCAGGUACAAACGUAACCAUCUAGCGAUCGAAAAUACCGCCGAAAUUAUUCAAGUGGCACCUGCAGAGCCAAGUUCGUCGUACGAAAAGUAUUUCAAAGGUGUCAAGCCUGUUUUAUCCGAAGAACUAGCAGCUCUGGCAACGCUGAAAAUUUCUAGGGACAGGUGUCGGGGAUUACUAAAAGCAAAAAGCGAAGAAAAACCCUUUACAAAACUAUUAUUCAUCGACCGUAAAGACGAUGAAGAUUCAAACGAAUCAGAUGAAGAUGUUAGCUAUUUCACAAAUCCAAAAAAGGACGAAAAAACGUGUAAAAAGGCUAAAAGCGAUGGGGAGCAAUACAUUAAAAGAAAACACGAAGAUUUUCCUGUUUAACAUCCAAAUAUUUAUCAUAAUAUUUCAGCUUUUAAGUUAAAUAAUUGUAAAUAAUGUUUAU
Messenger RNA from Sitophilus oryzae (rice weevil), 1561 nucleotides. RefSeq lists its product as uncharacterized. Bases 61 to 1500 code for a protein of 479 amino acids. Gene Ontology annotation, molecular function: protein binding. The record is from RefSeq and is a predicted model, not a curated record. The transcript is spliced from 5 exons. Lineage: Eukaryota; Metazoa; Arthropoda; Insecta; Coleoptera; Curculionidae. Gene Ontology annotation, cellular component: plasma membrane.